AUGGGGAGGACUACUACACUAAGGUACCUACCAGACCUGUACCCCCAAAGCCCUUACCGGCUGCGAAGCCUCCUAUUAGAUGAGCUACGCCGGAACAUUGCAACCAACAUCUGGCAGUUCCGGGAGGAAAUCAAUGGCGUCUCGGCACGCUUGCAACACACUGAAUUGAACACCGCGGAUCACGAGAACCGCAUACAAACGAUGGAGAGACAGAUGGCUGCCUUACAACGAGAACAGACACAAGCCAAAGAAAAUAUGGCAGUAAUGGAAGACAAAAGGCGCUGGAAGAAUAUUAAAACUAGAGGCCUGCCUGACACACUAGAGCCUGCGGAGUUCCCGCACCUAUUCCGCAGGAUGCUCAAUACUUUAUUUCCCGCUAAACAGGCCAAGGCGAUACCUCUAGAUGGAUGGUACAGAAUCCCCAAACCAGCCACAAGCACCCAGAGCAAUAGCAGGGACACCAUCAUCUGCUUCCAGCAGAGCCAGGACCAACUGGCCUUCAUGGCGGCCAUCCGCAACAGGUCACCCUUACAAUUUGAGGAACACUCGUUAACAUUUUUUCCUGACUUAUCCAGAGCUACCCUGGAUUGGAGACGCUCACUCCACCCACUGACAAAAGGAACUCAUUGCCCGAAAAUAUUGUACCGCUGGGGAGCGCCGAGAAGCCUAAUCAUACCAAAGGAACAUGGCGACCUGAAACUCACCAAUGCUGCUGAAAUACCCGGUAUAGUGCAAGCAAACGGUUGCAGUACUAUCUCAGCUGACACCUUCCACUAUUACUCACUGGGACCCAGGGAAGGUGCGCCCAUUCGUACCGGCGGCCCUCCGAGGAAACCCAUCGUCACCCUCAGGGUCAUGAACUGCUCACAGAAUACCACAAUAAUCUAUAGAACCUUCUGCAAUUCAAGUACUGUUUCUUUCUUCUCGUUAUCUCCAUUUGCGUUAAAUGUUUAUCACAUGUUCACAUAA
Pelobates cultripes (western spadefoot toad) is the source of this 969-nucleotide messenger RNA. The record is from the annotation of a GenBank genome assembly. Lineage: Eukaryota; Metazoa; Chordata; Amphibia; Anura; Pelobatidae.